Gadus morhua (Atlantic cod) is the source of this 5360-nucleotide messenger RNA. RefSeq names its product protein tyrosine phosphatase non-receptor type 11a (gene ptpn11a). Gene Ontology annotation, biological process: positive regulation of ERK1 and ERK2 cascade; protein dephosphorylation. The record is from RefSeq and is a predicted model, not a curated record. Gene Ontology annotation, molecular function: non-membrane spanning protein tyrosine phosphatase activity; receptor tyrosine kinase binding; cell adhesion molecule binding. Lineage: Eukaryota; Metazoa; Chordata; Actinopteri; Gadiformes; Gadidae. Gene Ontology annotation, cellular component: cytoplasm. The transcript has 16 exons. Bases 362 to 2164 code for a protein of 600 amino acids.
UUAAUAUAACUCACUUAGGACGCCGGUUGGCCGAGGCCCUGUUGUUUUUCAUUACAAGGGAGGGGCUCCGGUGGACUGUGGCUACACUGGACGAUAAAUCACACGAACCCUUUAUUGUGUCGCAUGUUUGGUGACGUCCAAUUAUCGACUUGUUCUGAAGUCUCUGGGGCCGAGGCCUAGAGACUUUUCCUAGCUAACGUUAUUAACAUUUCCAGUCACUGCCAGUAUUUUGAUGCGGGUUCUGACUGGGUGUGGACUAAUGAAGCGCUUUUUUGUGUGAGGAAAGGCGUCAAUAGUUGAAAACGUCCGCCAGCUAGUAAAAGCAUUAAAACUCCUAGCGAGGAAGUGAGGAGCGAAAAAAAUGACAUCUCGAAGGUGGUUCCACCCGAACAUCACCGGCGUGGAGGCUGAGAAUCUGCUGUUGACUCGCGGAGUGGAUGGGAGCUUCUUGGCCAGACCGAGUAAAAGUAACCCAGGCGACUUUACUCUCUCAGUACGGAGAAAUGGCGCCGUGACCCACAUUAAGAUCCAGAACACUGGGGACUACUACGAUCUCUAUGGCGGGGAGAAGUUCGCAACGUUGGCGGAGCUGGUGCAGUAUUACAUGGAGCACCACGGGCAGCUCAAGGAGAAGAACGGAGACGUCAUCGAGCUCAAGUACCCACUCAACUGUGCCGACCCCACCUCAGAAAGAUGGUUCCACGGUCACCUGUCGGGCCGGGAGGCCGAGAAGCUGCUGACGGAGAAGGGUAAGAACGGCAGCUUCCUGGUGAGGGAGAGCCAGAGUCACCCGGGAGACUUUGUCCUGUCUGUGCGCACCGGGGACGACAAGACGGACAGCGCUGACAACAAACCCAAAGUCACCCACGUCAUGAUCCGCUGUCAGCAAGACAUGUAUGACGUAGGUGGUGGGGAGAAGUUUGACUCACUCACAGACCUUGUGGAGCACUACAAGAAGAACCCCAUGGUGGAGACACUGGGAACCGUGCUCCAGCUCAAACAGCCGCUCAACACGACCCGCAUCAACGCUGCAGAGAUCGAGAGCCGCGUGAGGGAGCUGAGCAAGCUGGCCGAGGCCACGGACAAGGUCAAACAGGGCUUCUGGGAGGAGUUCGAGACGCUGCAACAGCAAGAGUGCAAGUUACUGUACAGUCGCAAGGAGGGCCAGCGGGCAGAGAACAAGAAUAAGAACCGCUACAAAAACAUCCUUCCCUUCGACCACACGCGCGUGGUGCUCAACGACGGCGAUGACACUGAGGCGGGCUCCGACUACAUCAACGCUAAUCUCAUCAUGGUUGUGACUGACAUCAUGCCCGAGCUGGAGUCCAAGUCAAACAGCACCAAGCUGAAGAAGAGCUACAUCGCCACGCAGGGCUGCCUGCAGAACACCAUCAGCGACUUCUGGAGGAUGGUGUUCCAGGAGAACUCUAGGGUCAUCGUCAUGACGACCAAGGAGGUGGAGAGGGGAAAGAGUAAGUGUGUGAAAUACUGGCCGGACGUGUCGGCCCUGAAGGAGUACGGAGCCAUGCGGGUCCGAAACGUCAAGGAGACAGCCGCCCACGACUACACGCUCAGAGAACUCAAACUAUCCAAGGUUGGACAGGGGAACACGGAGCGGACCGUUUGGCAGUACCACUUCCGGGCCUGGCCCGACCACGGCGUGCCCACCGACCCCGGAGGUGUGCUGGACUUCCUGGAGGAGGUCAACCUGAAACAAGAGAGCAUCCUGGAGGCUGGCCCCAUAGCGGUGCACUGCAGUGCUGGGAUUGGACGAACAGGCACCUUCAUCGUGAUCGACAUCCUAAUAGAUGUGAUAAGAGAAAAAGGGGUGGACUGUGACAUCGACGUGCCCAAGACCAUCCAGAUGGUGCGCUCCCAGCGCUCUGGGAUGGUGCAGACCGAGGCCCAGUACCGCUUCAUCUACAUGGCCGUGCAGCACUACAUCGAGACCCUGCAGAGACGCAUCGAGGAGGAGCAGAAGAGCAAGAUCAAGGGGCGCGAGUACACCAACAUCAAGUACUCUAUGCUGGACCUGACCGGAGAGCAGAGCCCCCUGCCGCCCUGCACGCCAAUCCCAACGCCCAUCUGCACAGAAAUGAGGGAGGACAGCUCCAGGGUGUAUGAGAACGUGGGUCUGAUGCAGCAGCAGAAGAGCUUCAGAUGAGGGGCCGCAGGGAACCCGGCGAGCCACCAUUUCCAGGAACCUGACACCUGAACGAUUUUUGCCAGCCACACCUUGACGCCUGAGACUUGAAACCGUGUUGCGGACAUGGAACAAUAGAAAACAAUGGAAAACAACAUGACAUCGACGAGAGAGAGGGGAGGGGGAGAGAGGGCAAGAGGGAGGGAGGGAGAGAGGAGGGAGGGAGAGAGGUAGACCUAACACCAGAGCCUCUCUGCCCCUCUACCCCCUGCUCUAGGUGUAUUCUAAACCACUGUGAUUGUCAGAGGAGCCUCCUUGGAAGGGGGGCGGCCGCGCUAAAAACCCAACCUUAACCACGGUGUGGGGGUCGCCUUCUAAACCCACCCCCACCCCCGCAACAAGGGCUGCAUCUAGCGAACGAUCCACCACCGCGGGAAUGUCCACCAAGCCCCCCUCCCCACCGCGACCGCCCACACCCCCUGACUAACAUUAUGCCCUUUUUUGUUUUUGUUUUUCUGUGUACUUACUCUUGUCUGUUUAUUAUGGUGUUUUUAUAAUUAACCAAAGGAAAUGUACGCCAAUUUAGAUUUUAGUUGAAAAGAAAGGAGGUUUGUCGAGAGGUAAAGACGUCGGCUCGUGCCGAAUCCACCGAUGAUUUCGUUCAACAUCUCCUCGCAGAUAUCUUUUCCGCCCGGUUGGCCUUCUCAGCGGUGACGCGGCAUGGCCGUCGAUAGUUUUUUCGCUGAGGAGGAAGAAGCAUAAUAGUCCCCCCGACACCACUGGGGAAUGUAGUUUUACCUGUAUUUUAUAGACCAAUGUAAACGAUUGAAGCAUCACUGACCGGCCGCGUUGUGUGUUUCUAUAGUAACAGUUGUAUCAUAUGCUAACCUCACUCGCCCUCCUACACAUGAGGAUGUAUGUCUCUCAAGAACUGCCUUGGAACGAAAGCUGAUCCAUUCAGACUUUUGGCCAGUCUUAAGACUUUUACCCUUUCUUUUUUCCGGUUGCACCGCCCCCCCAGAGUGAGGUCGUCUUUGUUCCGAUGGAACCGUCCGUCUGUCACCAUUCCCUUCAGCUCAAGCCGAGUGUCCUUAACGCUAUGUUCUGUUGCUGCUUCUGCGCAGCAUCACCGCCACUACUUCAAGCCUUGUUACGCCAUCAUGGAUACAUGAAACAAUAAUGUUAGGGAUAGAAGGAAUGUAUAAUCUUCAUAAUAUUCAUGCAUCCCCCCCGUGCCCCCGUAUCCUCCCCCUAACACUCCUGCACUUCUAGUCGUUCAUUUCUUGACACUUAAAAAUGGGUUUUCAGUCGAGGUGUGAUUCUCCGUCGGUGUGUUACUCACUAGAGCUUGCGGGCAACGCCAUGGGCACACCGCUGCCAAAAGAUGAGUUGGGUUAUUGGUUUUCAUUUUUAAAUCGUAUUACAUUGUUUUCUUUCCGCUCUUCACCGAGUGAAGGAGGCCCGUUUCGCUGCCUGUUCGGAGCGUACCUCCACAUGUAUUUCAUUUCCACGGUCGCUGUCUGACGUUGUCGCGGUGACAUUUACCAAGAGUUUUUUUUUGUCAUUUUGUCGCCGUGGUGAUGGGACUUUAAAGGGCCCCACUCAAACAAACAACCCCACCCCAAUGUUUACACACACACACACACACACACACACACACACACACACACACACACACACACACACACACACACACACACACACACACACACACACACACACACACACACUGCAUUAAACAUUCGAGAUGGCGGUUUUAUAUGCCAUUGGUGCCCCAUCGGUUACUAGUAGUAUUUUUAUUUUUACUUAUGAAAUGUCGUCACACUAAAAGCAUUAAACUGUUUUUUGAUAGAGAACCGAGUACUUUACCAGUGAGCUGCAGUAUUCCUGGGAACGAUGAAUCCAGGGCUGAUACUAUAUGUGCAUUAUUAUUAUUAUGGUUGUUGUUGUUCUAACUGAUGAAGACUCGCCGACCCACUUCAUUCUCAGAUGUCGGCUGUACAUUGUCAUUUUUUUUUUUCUGCUCAUUUGCUCCAUUCGUGUUUUUGUGAUGUUAUUUGCGCCUUGGGGGUGGGGGGGGAAAGUCAGUCUUUCUGACGAUAUUUUGAGUCUGUGCGACAUCUCCCCUGGAAAGAAACGUCUCAAGGGAAUAUUCUGGAGCGGGGAGAGGAUGUACGGACUCCUGGCCGACCCGCCUUAAGGGGCCGUUCUCAACACUCACUCAUCCAGGGUUCAGAGGCCUUUCCACCCCCCCCCCUCCCCAACCCCGGAGGCUUCCUCCUCCCACGGGGAGGCGGGUGUGGGUCCACCCUCUCCAAGGAGCCGGCCGGAUCUCCACCUUAAAUCAGUGUUUCUUCACGGCUGGCCGCUUCCCUCCAGCACAACACCACCCUAACGCUCGUCUCAAAGGGACUCCUUGAAGCCUGAAUCCAUUUCUGUACGACACAACGUAUUCUCUUUAGUUCCUUCUCGUCUUAAAUCAUACGCAUUGAGUUGACUGAGCUUCUACGUGCUACUGUCCCGUCUGCAGGUUUUUCAGUUCUUCCUCUUCAUUUGUUGUUAUCGUUAGGAUGUAUGAGUCUGUCUGUCUGUCCGUCCGUUUCGCGUGUCCUUCUGCUGUUUAGUGGCCUUGUCCUUGUGGUGUUUUUUUGUCUCGUCUUUAUGUCCGGAGGUGUUGCUCUGUACGGCCAUGGCCAUCUUUGUGAGACACUCACACUCCUGGAUGACUUGGCUUUUCUUUUUUUAAUUCACAGAACAUUGAAAAAACGCAUUCUUUAUAAUUAUUAUUAAUAUUAUAAGCAAUUACAAUGCAUAGAUGUGCCUUCUAUGCAUAUGCUUAUGUGUAUGUGAUAGCUAUUGAAAACAACACAGUGCUCUUUAGAUCAUUCAAGAACUCGUAACACAUUAAUGUGAAUUUUGUCAUCCUGAACAUCACCUGAACAAAAAGAAGAGGAGGAACCGUGAUUGCAAUGCAAACAAACUAUAUUUUUUAACAUGUAUAUUGUACAUGAGUACCUGGUAGAGGACAAUGUACUUACCAAGCAUAUCUACUUGCCAAUAAGAUAUAAUGUAUGUAUAUUCCUACAGGACAGGUUUCUCUCUGACAAAGAGAGGCGUCUCCCUUGCAAAACACUUAUGAGGUUUAUUGUAUUGUAUGACUUUCAAUGCAGUUAACCAUGUUAACUUCAAUAACAAUAAAUGGCUAGCUCAUGCCUCA